CGAGUUAAACUACCUUAAUUUAAUUCAAUUGUAUGAACCACGCGCAAAUAUAUUUUGUAUAUAUAUACAUCCACACACCACUUCAAUAUAUCAUUCAAGAUAAGUUAAGAGAACAAUUAAGCUGAGUGAAGAAGAUGGCCAUGAAAAUGAAUACCAACGGCUUUCAAUCCCCAAAAUACCCUUCUUUUUCUCUGCCGGCAGUUGUUACUACUAGCCUCCGAUCUCCUAAGCUUUUCAUGGCGACUUCUUCGUCUCUUCGCUCUCGUUCAAACGAGGUCGAGACGAAAGUGAAGAAUUCGCCUCGUAGUCCUUGUCAUGUUCAAAUCACACACUCUAUGCCACCACAUAAAAUUGAAAUCUUCAAAGCUAUGGAAAGCUGGGUUGAAGACAACAUACUUGUUCACCUUAAACCUGUCGAAAAUUGCUGGCAACCUCAGGAUUUCUUGCCGGACACCGCUUCCUCCGACGAAUUUCAUGAUCAGGUGAAGGAACUGAGAGAGAGAGCUAAAGAGAUUCCAGACGAUUAUUUUGUAGUUUUAGUGGGUAAUAUGAUCACCGAAGAAGCCCUUCCAACGUAUCAAACAAGUUUUAAUACCUUCGAUGGGAUCCGUGAUGAAACAGGUGUGAGCCCUACACCCUGGGCAAAAUGGAUAAGGGCGUGGACAGCCGAAGAAAACAGACACGGCGAUCUUCUUAAUAAGUAUCUCUACUUAUCAGGACGAGUAGACAUGAGACAAGUCGAAAAGACCAUCCAAUAUUUGAUUGGAUCGGGAACGGAUGUAAGGAUAGAAAACAGUCCAUACCGCGGAUUUAUAUACACAUCGUUUCAAGAAAGGGCUACCUUCUUCGCCCACGGCAAUACAGCCAAGCACGCAAAGCGCCACGGCGACGUAAAAUUGGCCAAAAUUUGCGGCACAAUCGCCUCAGACGAAAAACGCCACGAAACGGCGUACACAAAGAUAGUGGAAAAGCUAUUCGAGAUUGAUCCAGACGAAACAAUAAUAGCUUUAGCAGACAUGAUGAAGAAGAAGAUCACCAUGCCGUCACACUUGAUGUACGAUGGUGUAGACGACAAUCUGUUCAACCACUUGUCAACCAUCGUGCAUCGACUAGGUGUCUACACGAUGAGUGACUAUACGGACAUCAUAGAAUAUUUUGUCGGAAGAUGGAAAGUUGAGAGUUUGAGAGGAUUGUCGCCGCAAGGGCAGAAAGCUCAAGAGUAUGUUUGUCGGUUGCCGGAACAUAUGAGAAGAUUGGAGGAGAAAAUUCAAGAUCAGGCUAAGAAACGACCGUUGAUUCCGUUUAGCUGGAUAUAUGGUAGAAAUGUUUGAGCCUGUCUUUCUUGUUGUAAUACUUGGUACUGAGUUUGUUUGUUGGUGGCCUAAUUGAAUUAAGGCCCGUUUCAUUCGAAAGAUUAAUCAUUAUUAACUAAAUGUCUUGUAACGAGCUUUUAAAUAAACACCUAGAGGCCUAAUUGAUUUGAAAGAUUAGUUAUUAUUAAAU
Molecule: messenger RNA, 1503 nt
Organism: Erythranthe guttata (spotted monkey flower)
Lineage: Eukaryota; Viridiplantae; Streptophyta; Magnoliopsida; Lamiales; Phrymaceae
Product: stearoyl-[acyl-carrier-protein] 9-desaturase, chloroplastic
Biological process (GO): fatty acid biosynthetic process
Cellular component (GO): chloroplast stroma
Molecular function (GO): stearoyl-[ACP] desaturase activity
Source: RefSeq, a predicted model, not a curated record